Messenger RNA from Salvelinus namaycush (lake trout), 5353 nucleotides. Its product is annotated as nuclear factor of activated T-cells 5-like. NCBI's taxonomy places the organism in Eukaryota, Metazoa, Chordata, Actinopteri, Salmoniformes, Salmonidae. Gene Ontology annotation, cellular component: transcription regulator complex. Gene Ontology annotation, biological process: regulation of transcription by RNA polymerase II; cytokine production; calcineurin-NFAT signaling cascade. The record is from RefSeq and is a predicted model, not a curated record. The transcript has 14 exons. The coding region runs from base 225 to 4346 and encodes 1373 amino acids. Gene Ontology annotation, molecular function: RNA polymerase II cis-regulatory region sequence-specific DNA binding; DNA-binding transcription factor activity, RNA polymerase II-specific; transcription factor binding.
UUUGACAAACACGAACGUAAAGGAGGCAGAAAGAAGCGUGUUACACAGGCUAAUAACGACUGGUUCAAGAUAUACGUAGCCUAUAUGUCAAAUAGCGUUUUGUUUGUUAUCAGUAUAUUUAUUUCCCAUUAAUUCAGUGCCAGAGAAAUAUUUAUUUCUAGCUUGCUAGCUCAGCGACGUUCAUAUCUGAGGGCGUCCGAUUUCCCCUCUUCAGAGGCAUUACGAUGCCCUCUGAUUUUAUAUCCCUACUCAGCGCGGAUCUCGACCUGAAUUCCCCCAAAUCCCUAUAUUCCAAAGAAUCAGUGUAUGACCUUCUCCCCAAAGAGCUGCAGCUGCCAUCCUCCACUCAGCAAAACCCAGCAGCAGCCAUGAGCCAGAAGAGCGGUGGAGAGGCGGUUCCUCCUCCCUCAGCUGCCCUUGACUCAGAUGCCACCAACGUCUCCUCUUCUAUGACCAUGGGAGGCCCUCGCAGUGCUUUUCCCACCUCUUCCAGCUCCACCAUGCACUCCACUACUUCAGCCACCGACCAGACCUCUGCUCACACCGGCAUCGCCGCUCCAGACGAAGGUGUAAGUAGCAGAGCGGUGGCGGAGAUGCUUGGCGCCGAGGGCGGGACUGGCAACAGUGGGAGUGCUGGUGGCGGCAGGGCUGGCGGCGAGAAAGGAGGAGGGGCAGGAUCCCUAGGUGGAGGAGGAAGAGGGGGGGCAUCCCAGGAGGCCCAGCAGCACCACCAGAUGACCCCCUCCAAGCGGCGGACGGUGCUGAACAUCUCGCCUCCGCCCGAGGACCUGUUUGACGACAGCCGCAUGUCUUGCCAGGAGGAUCAGCUCCAGGACUCUGAGCAGAGCAACAGCAUCUGGAUGGAUGACUCCGCCUCCAACUUCAGCAUUGUCAGCUCCAGCUCCUACAACGACAACACAGAGGUGCCCCGGAAGUCUCGCAAGCGCACCCCCCGCCAGCGACCCGGGCCCAAGCCUGCCUCGGCCGAGGAGGCCAGCAUGGACGUGUUUGAUGCAGACAGUGCCAAAGGGCCUCACUUUGUGCUCUCACAGCUGGGCUCAGACAGCAAGGCCUGUACCAAAGGAAGUUCGGCAGAUGGCCCCCAAACAACCCAUCAGAAAGGUGGGACCCUAGCGAGCCAGUUCCCUCAGAAGAGUGAGGGCAAGGAGCUGAAGAUCCUGGUCCAGCCUGAGACCCAGCACAGAGCCCGCUACCUGACUGAGGGCAGCAGGGGGUCAGUGAAGGACCGCACUCAGCAGGGCUUCCCCACCCUAAAGCUGGAGGGUGUGAAUGAGGCAGUGGUGCUGCAGGUGUUUGUGGGUAAUGACGCUGGGCGUGUAAAGCCACAUGGGUUCUACCAGGCCUGCAGGGUGACAGGGCGCAACACCACAGCCUGCAAGGAGGUGGACAUCGAGGGCACCACUGUCAUUGAAGUGUCCCUAGACCCCAGCAAUAAUAUGACCCUGGCGGUGGACUGCGUGGGGAUCCUAAAGCUGCGUAACGCUGAUGUGGAAGCUCGUAUCGGGGUGGCCGGCUCCAAAAAGAAGAGCACGCGUGCCAGGCUGGUGUUUCGGGUCAACAUCCCCAGGCCGGACGGCUCGGUGCUCACGUUACAGACACCGUCGUCCCCCAUCCUGUGCACCCAGCCUGCAGGGGUGCCUGAGAUUCUGAAGAAGUCCCUCCAUAGUUGCUCAGCGAGGGGGGAUGAGGAGGUCUUCAUCAUUGGGAAGAACUUCCUCAAGGACACCAAGGUCAUAUUCCAGGAAAAUGUGUCUGAUGAGAAGUCUUGGAAGGCAGAGGCUGAAAUUGACAUGGAGCUGUUUCACCAGAAUCACUUGAUUGUGAAGGUUCCUCCUUACCAGAACCCAGCCAUCGCGUCUGCAGUGUGUGUGGGGAUCUACGUGGUGACCAAUGCUGGCCGAUCCCACGACGUGCAGCCUUUUACAUACACUCCAGAACCAGUGGACAUAUCUGUGAAGAAAGAAGUUCCAUCUCCAGGCAAGCCCUGCUCUUUUGAUCAACGGUUGAAAGUAAUUGAUGGUGCCUUGAUGCCCAUAAUGUUGCCUCUUGUGAAGAGAGAAGAGGUCACUCCAAUGGAGGUCUCCAGCAACCUCCCUUCUGCUGGCAUUUUCAAGCGGACCCCCAAUGUCAUGUGUUCGGCCCAGCAGACGCUGGACAUGAGUUCCAACCUUCCCCCCAACAACAGCCCGUUCUCCAACUCCUUGCCGCAGCCUGCCAGUGACCCUGAUGAAUCCCAAACAGCAGUCUUCAACAGUGCAGAGGCCCUGAGCACCAUACAGAAGCAGGACAUCGCUCCCACCAACUCCUUCCCCGUGCCUGCAGACUCUCUACUCCAACCUGGGCCUCAGCAGUUUCUCCUGGAGCCCAGAGAGGGGCUGGGGCAGGACAGGGCCGGCAACAACGCUGGGGCGGUAGGGAGGCUCAGUCAACAAGUGGAGGCCCCUCAACCUGCCCCCCAGCAGCACCAGCUGCCCAUAUUCCCCCCAGAUGAGGUGGCCCAACUGGAACAAGCAGUGAGACAACUGCAGGCCAAAGGGUACUGCAGCCAGCAUCAACAGCGACAACAGCAACAGAUUCAGCAGCAACAAAUUCAGCAACAACAGCAGCAACAAAUUCAGCAACAACAGCAGCAACAAAUUCAGCAACAACAGCAGCAACAAAUUCAGCAACAACAGCAGCAACAAAUUCAGCAACAGCAACUACAGCAACAACAACAGAUUCAACAACAACAAAUUCAGCAACAACAGCAACAGCAAAUUCAACAGCAACAAAUUCAACAGCAACAAAUUCAACACCAGCAACAGCAAGUGUUGGACAACCUGCAGCAGCAGCUGUUUCAGUCACAGAUGCCCAUGCAGUGUGGCAUAUUCCAGGGCAGUUCUCGAGGUGAGAACACUGAACAGCAGGGUUCCCAGCAGGGCAUGGUGCAGAACCAUGGUUCCCUCUUUCAGCAGGCCCAACAACAGCAGCAGCAGCAACAACAACAGAAACAGCAGCAGCAAGCAGCACUCUUUCAGCAAGCCAAUGAGCUCCUCUCCAUUCAGACAAACUUCCUCCAUCAGACCCCUUCUCAUCCCUCUCCACCCCUCUUCCAUAACCCCAGCCCCCUGGCUGAGGCACAGGACCCACAGGGGGCGCUGUUCCACACUCAGAAGGCCUCUACCACCCAGGAGCAGGUCCAGGCAACCCUCUUCCAGAACACACUGACAGUGUUGAGUAGGACCAGCCUUUCCCCAGAGCAGCCCCCCUCUGCCGCCAACCUGUUCCUCCCCCAGAGUACCCUGCCCGGGCAGCUCUCCGCUAGCGGUAGCCAGCAGCAGCUGGCCUUCCUCAGUGCCCUGCAGACCUCUGCCACUGAGCCCCAGUCAGUGUUCCAGGCUCAGACCCAGCUUCCCCCCAUCCAGCAGGGGACCCCCAUGGAGCAGCAGCAGCCCUCCCAGCCUCAGCCCCAGCCUCAGCCACCUCAGCAGAACUCCAUGUUUCAGAACAUCUCCCCUCAUCCACCUGCAAACACUCUCUCUCAGACCCAGCAGCAGCAGGCCAGCCUACUGUUCUGCAGCAACCCCCUCUCCACUCCAGAGCAGCCCCCCAGUCUGCUGUUCAGUGGCCAGGGCCAGAUGCCCCCCAUGAGCAGCAGCAGCCUGAACUCUCAGGAGCCCCAAAACCCCUCCAUGCUGUUCUCUCAGGCCAGCAUGGUGACGGUUAGCCAGCAGGAAUCCUCUGAGCCCAUGGCCUUCCAGGACCAGAGCCAGGUGGUGGGGAACCCCUCAGUGCCUCGCCAGCAGGGCCUGUUCCAAGAGCAGCAGCCCAUGCAGCUGAUCACCAGCUCCAACAACGACCCAGAGCAGCCCGUCUCCCUCUUCAUGCCCCAAUCCAACAUGGCUGCCCUGCAGGGUUGCAUGGCUGCCCAGGAGCUCCCGCAGACAGGCAUCUUCAGCACCCAGAAUGGGGUGGCAGGCCUGCAGACCACCACCUCCUCCCCCGUGCAGCAGCCAGGGUCUCUGUUCCAGACAGCAGUCAGUGGGACCCUCAACCAGCCCAGCGAGACCCAGCAGCCAGGCCUCUUCCUCUUUGGGAUUCAGAACGAGUGUGGCCAGCUGAUAAACUCUCCUGGAACCACUCUGUCUGAUCAGAUCAUUGCCAUCAGUCAGUCUGGUCAGAACCAGAGAGAGAGCGAGGCCCAGAUCCAGUCGCUGCUCAACCAGUCCAUGUCUGAGUCAGGGAGCAUGCAGAACAGCAUGACGGCCUCCCAGAACAUGGAGAAGAUAGAUGACAUGCUUGUCAGCCUGCAGGAGCAGGGCAACAACCUCACUCGCUCUUACUAGGCCUGCUAUAGGUUUCAGGAGCCCCGAAGACCCCCAGUGUGGACCCCCAUUACAGACAGCAGAAGACCCAGUGUGGACCCCCAUUACAGAUGGCAGAAGAAUGGAAACAAAUUCAACAGUGGGCUCCUGUCCAAACUCCAAGUUACAUGUAAGCCUCAGCGGCCUUCUUCUCCAAGGACUGUCUUCAUGUGUAGAUGCUCCACAGUGGCGCCGAGCGGGGUACCAGUCCGCCACUGCAUCUAAACCUGGACCUCAAAAUAGGACAUAGGUUGUAGUCACCCCACAACUGCAGUGUGGUCAAUGUAUCUCACAGCUAGUCGCCUCCAGCUGUUAAUGAAACAUGACACUUUGAAAUGUUUGGCUAACUCACCAGUUCUCAGAACAGCACUUUGCGGUGUGGUUUUAUAAAGAUGGUGGUGGAAGCUAGCACAGCAUUCUGUAUUCUCCAGGACCAGAGUGUGGGCUCACAAUUGUUUAUAACGCAUUGUUGUCCUUUUUAUACGAUAUUAAAAGUCUUUUAAGAAAUAGCAAAAGAAAAUAUACAAUUCGUGAAAAAUAAACCUUUGUAAGAUAUUUUGACAUUAGUUCUUUCAGCACCUUACGAUGCUUUCCUUUUGUGACCAUUUACUCAUUAAGUUGGCCCAUGCAUUCACUAGUCAGCUAUUUAUCUCUUCUCCUGUUUACUGGAUGUACAGCUCGACUACUUUAUUACUCAUGCAUGUGUGUUGAGUUAUGGCUUUAGUUUUUAUUGCUCCUUUCAUGAAACAUCAGUUUAUUUUAUUGGCAGCCAUCUUCCCAUUCCUGAGAAUAACUCCAAGUAUUUGAGUAUUACACCAUGGAUUUCUUUCCCUGAUUAGACUCUGUAGUACGAGAGAUGCUCUAGAUUAGGGUCAAUGUGGAUCAAGAGAAAAAUAAUAAUCCAGCCUUUAAAUCAUUCAUUUCCAGUCUACAUAAUUAAAUAAUAGGCCUACAGUUUGAAUAAAUCAUAACCAUAUAUGCAUACCAUA